This is a messenger RNA of Camellia sinensis, 868 nucleotides long. RefSeq lists its product as uncharacterized. Gene Ontology annotation, molecular function: calcium ion binding. The record is from RefSeq and is a predicted model, not a curated record. Lineage: Eukaryota; Viridiplantae; Streptophyta; Magnoliopsida; Ericales; Theaceae.
AUAUUGACAAACCAACUUCAUCUUCAUCUUCAUCUUCAUCUUCAUCUUGUUCUUAGUCUUGAUCUUGGUCUUUUUGAAGGUUGAGAAAAGGUUAAAGAUGGAGGGGCAUCACUGCAUAGGUAUGCUUGAGAUAGCUGAGAUCUAUUUCAACACAUCAUCAGAGAACUUGAAGCAACUGCCAAGAGACUUUUUCAAUUCAAUGGAUGAAGACCACGAUGAAAAAGUAAGUCUGAGUGAAUUCUUCAACAACAUGAAGGAGGGAGGACUCGUAAAAGCGGAAAAUCCACCAGAAAUGUUCAAACUGCUCGACGUGAACCGUGAUGGAAGUUUGGAUUUCAAGGAGGUGGUGGCUCUGUACUACGUUAUUAAGAGUGGAAGACCGUUCUGUGGAGGAUGUGGUAAGUUCAUACCAGGGAUGUUCUUCAGUUGUUUGAUAUGUUUCGACAAUGAAGACGACAAGUUCUGCGUUUGCCCCAAGUGUUUUACCAAUGAAAAUAAAAGUUACAACCACAAACAUAUGCCUGACCAUUUCUUGGAUAACUUUGCUCUGCUUGAAGCUAAGAGAAAGAUGGCUAUCGAUACCAGAAAGCCACCUGCUCCCCUGGAAGAGCCUAAGAAAAAGUCGACUUUGCUGCUCAGAUUACUCGAGUCAGAGAUUGCGGCCGUGGCUGGUGCUGAGGUUGUGGCUGUUUCUGGCGCUGCGGCUGCGGCUGACCUUGCGGCUGCGGCUGCUGACAGCUGUAGUAUUAUGUGAGAGAAUGCAAACCAAUUUGCUUUUAAUUUCCACAAGUUUAUAAAUAGAAUAAUGAUAUAUGUACUAAUUAAUGUAUCAAUUAAUGAUGUGACAUAAUUUAAGAAAUUUUUGAUA